Pteronotus mesoamericanus is the source of this 1210-nucleotide messenger RNA. RefSeq names its product RAD51 paralog C (gene RAD51C). Gene Ontology annotation, cellular component: Rad51B-Rad51C-Rad51D-XRCC2 complex; Rad51C-XRCC3 complex; replication fork. Lineage: Eukaryota; Metazoa; Chordata; Mammalia; Chiroptera; Mormoopidae. Bases 69 to 1187 code for a protein of 372 amino acids. The record is from RefSeq and is a predicted model, not a curated record. Gene Ontology annotation, molecular function: four-way junction DNA binding; ATP binding; ATP-dependent DNA damage sensor activity. The transcript has 9 exons. Gene Ontology annotation, biological process: DNA repair; meiotic DNA recombinase assembly; reciprocal meiotic recombination.
GUGCGGGAUUCGGCCACUGGGGGGUUAGCAGUUCUGUGCGACUGCGCGCGUAGCCAUCUGGCUUUGAAAUGCAGCGGGAUUUAGUGAGUUUUCCCUUGUCGCCAGCAGUGCGGGUGAAGUUGGUGUCUUCAGGUUUCCAGACUGCUGAGGAACUCCUAGACGUGAAGCCCUCCGAGCUCAGCAAAGAAAUUGGUAUAUCUAAAGAGGAAGCCUUAGAAACUCUGCAAAUUAUAAGAAGAGAAUGUCUCACAGAUAAACCAAGACAGGCCGGUACAGCUGAGUCAGGCAAGAAGUGUACAGCACUGGAUCUUCUAGAACAAGAGCAUACCCAGAACUUCAUAAUUACCUUCUGUUCAGCACUAGAUAAUAUUCUUGGGGGUGGAGUACCCUUAACCAAAACAACAGAAAUUUGUGGUGCACCAGGUGUUGGAAAAACACAAUUAUGUAUGCAGUUGGCAGUAGAUGUGCAGAUACCAGAAUGUUUUGGAGGAGUGGAAGGUGAAGCAGUUUUUAUUGAUACAGAGGGAAGUUUUAUGGUUGAUAGAGUGGUAGACCUUGCAACUGCCUGCAUUCAGCACCUGCAGCUUAUAGCAAAAACACAUAUGGAAGAGGCACACCCUAAGGCCUUGGAGAAUUUCACUCUUGAAAAUAUUCUUUCCCAUAUUUAUUAUUUUCGUUGUCGUGACUACACAGAGCUACUGGCACAAGUUUAUCUCCUUUCAGACUUCCUUUCAGAACACUCAAAGGUUAGAUUAGUGAUAGUGGAUGGCAUUGCUUUUCCUUUUCGUCAUGACCUUGAUGACCUAUCCCUUCGUACCCGAUUACUAAAUGGCCUAGCCCAGCAAAUGAUCAGCCUUGCAAAUAAUCACAGAUUAGCCGUAAUUUUAACUAAUCAGAUGACAACAAAGAUUGAUAGAAAUGAGGCCUCUCUGAUACCAGCAUUGGGGGAAAGUUGGGGACAUGCUGCGACAAUACGGCUGAUCUUUCAUUGGGAUCAAAAGCAAAGCAGGUUGGCAACAUUGUACAAAUCACCAAGCCAGAAGGAAUCUACAGUACUGUUUCAAAUCACACAUCAGGGAUUUAGAGAUGCUGUUGUUACCCCUGCAUCUUCAGUGCAAACAGAAGAUUCAUUGAAUUCUCGGAAACGGUCACGAGAAUCAGAGGAAGAACAGGAAUCCAAAUACUAGUCUGAGAGAGAGAGAGAGAGAGA